Molecule: messenger RNA, 831 nt
Organism: Metarhizium acridum CQMa 102
Lineage: Eukaryota; Fungi; Ascomycota; Sordariomycetes; Hypocreales; Clavicipitaceae
Source: RefSeq, a predicted model, not a curated record
AUGUUCCACGUGGCUCUUGCAGUGGCACUAGCAGCAUCAGCAGUUCAAACUGCGACCGCGGCGCCAAUAGUCAAUGGCGAAGCGGCCAACAUGAACGAAACGCCCGGCAUCGUGUCUAUACAGACAAGUAAUGGCACACAUUGGUGUGGCGGGACGCUAUUGAACCCAGACACUCUUCUCACUGCCGCCCAUUGCCCCCCAACCCUUGCGGUAAUUCGAGUCCGUGCAGGAUCGCUGGUAAGUUUUUCACAAGCUGUACUCACCGCCAUCAAGCUCAGCCGUCAAAGUGACGGGCUAACGAUGGUGCAGAACCGUCUCUCUGGCGGCACUCUAGUCAGCGUGGCAUCUGUCCAGCCUCACCCCGAUUACAACCCUCGCAACUCGGACAAUGACAUUGCCGUGUGGAAACUGGCCGUCCCCUUUGCGGCGAACUCAACCAUUCGCUACGCCAAGUUGCCAGAGCAGCACGACGACCCGGCCGCCUACAAACCCACCGUGACUGUCGCCGGUUGGGGAAAGCUGGACUCGGCAGACACUGGCUAUCCCGAGCUGUUGCGCAGAGUAUCCGUCCCGGUUGUAGACCGCGACGUCUGCGCAAGUGUGUACUCGGACAACAGCCGCUAUCCUCGGCAAGACGACGUGUUCUGCGCAGGCCCCGACGAGGGCGGCAAGGACGCCUGCCAGGGAGACAGCGGCGGCCCAGCCUUUGAAGCAGGCACGGGGGUCUUGGUUGGUGUGACGAUUGGCGGCUUGGGUUGUGCCAGAGCCGGCUAUUAUGGUGUCUACACGAGAGUAGGCAAAUACGUCGACUUUAUAAAGAGACACAUGUAG